UGACUUCCGCUGCGGAAGCCGCUGCUGCAUGUAAACAAAGCGGACCGAUCAGAUGGAGAUCAGCUCCGUUUAAUCAAUUAUACAAUCAAUAAAGUCGAUCAGACGGAUCCAGAGCCGAGAGUCCGGGUCAUGGAGUUCCACAGAGACUGAACCGGAACCAGCAACAUGUCCAUGGAAGACCCGUUCUUCGUCGUUAAGGGUGAAGUACAGAAAGCAGUGAACGCAGCUCAGAGCCUCCAUCACAGAUGGAGCGAGCUGCUGCAAGAGGGAGGCGGAGCCUCCAAGGAGGAAAUGGACUGGACAACCAAUGAGCUGAGGAACAGUCUGCGCUCCAUUGAGUGGGACCUGGAAGACCUUGACGAGACCAUCAGCAUUGUUGAGUCCAACCCAAAGAAGUUCAACCUCGAUGCAGCCGAGCUGUCGAAGAGGAAAGCCUUCAUCACCAGCACCAGACAGACUGUUAAGGAAAUGAAAGAGCAAAUGUCGAGUCCAGCUGCAGCUUCAGUGGACAGAAAGAACAAACAG
Molecule: messenger RNA, 525 nt
Organism: Morone saxatilis (striped sea-bass)
Lineage: Eukaryota; Metazoa; Chordata; Actinopteri; Moronidae
Gene: stx6
Product: syntaxin 6
Biological process (GO): vesicle fusion; Golgi vesicle transport; intracellular protein transport
Cellular component (GO): SNARE complex; endomembrane system; synaptic vesicle membrane
Molecular function (GO): SNARE binding; SNAP receptor activity
Source: RefSeq, a predicted model, not a curated record